CCUUCUCUUGCAUUCGAAUUGUUCUCGCAAACGAGUUAAACCGCACUUUUCGAUACAGAAGAAAAAAAUGAAGUACCUCGCCGCCUACCUUUUGCUUACCCUCGGAGGUAAAGCCUCCCCCUCUGCCUCCGAUAUCACCUCUUUGCUUGGCACUGUCGGCAUUGAGGCUGAGUCUGAGCGUAUCGAGUCCUUGAUUUCCCAGCUCUCUGGCAAGGACAUCAACGAGCUUAUUGCUGAGGGUACCUCCAAGCUCGCUUCUGUCCCUGCUGGUGGUGCUGCUGGUGGUGCUGCCCCUGCUGCCGGCGGUGCUGGUGCUGCAAAGGAGGAGAAGGCCGAGGAGAAGAAGGAGGAGGCCAAGGAAGAGUCUGAUGAUGAUAUGGGCUUCGGUCUCUUCGAUUAAACUCGCUAAUGAUCUGUCUAAUCUUCAUUUUCUUUUCCAUUGCAUCUUGUUUUCUUGGUUUACAUAUCAUGAUAAUAAAAAGAAGCAAAAAGAAAGAAGUUCCGAGGCAUUCUAUUUGAC
This is a messenger RNA of Lobosporangium transversale, 520 nucleotides long. RefSeq names its product 60s acidic ribosomal protein-domain-containing protein. Gene Ontology annotation, biological process: cytoplasmic translational elongation. Gene Ontology annotation, molecular function: structural constituent of ribosome. Lineage: Eukaryota; Fungi; Mortierellomycota; Mortierellomycetes; Mortierellales; Mortierellaceae. The transcript has 3 exons. Bases 68 to 400 code for a protein of 110 amino acids. The record is from RefSeq and is a predicted model, not a curated record. Gene Ontology annotation, cellular component: cytosolic large ribosomal subunit; ribosome.